UUGAGGAAGGGUUUUGCUUUUUAUGCUCUUUAUUGGGAAGGCAGAUAAAAUGCCAGGUCUGGACUGCCUCUGGGGAUAACCUCACCCUGUGUGAUGUGAAUGAAUAGCAUCUUGCCUGGUAAAUCCCCAGGAAUUGAUAAGACAAGCGCAGUUCUUCCACACAGGCCGUUUCUCUUUUAGCCCUAGCUGUGGUUUCUGCAGUAAUUUUGUUUUGCCUUAAAAGAGGUGCUCUGGAUUUUCAGACCUCCAUGUAUGACAAUUUGUACCUGCAUGGAAUUGAAGACUCAGAGGCUGAAGAAUAAUGUGAUGUGUUACCCAAGAUGGUGUGAACAGAGCUUCAACCCAAUGGAGAAGACUAGGCCUAAAUAGCUGACCUGGUGAAGUGACAAAUAAAGCCACACCUGGAGUGCCACAUCCUCAGCAGCCUUUCUCAGUGCCAAUGCAUUUAUGGCUGGUUCAGCAGAUUCCUACACAAGCAGGCCAUCUGAUUCUGAUGUCUCUUUGGAAGAGGACCGGGAAGCAAUUCGGCAGGAGAGAGAACAGCAAGCAGCUAUCCAGCUUGAGAGAGCAAAGUCCAAACCUGUAGCGUUUGCUGUGAAGACGAAUGUGAGCUACUGUGGUGCCCUAGAUGAGGAUGUGCCUGUUCCGAGCACGGCCAUUUCCUUUGAUGCCAAGGACUUUCUGCAUAUUAAAGAGAAAUAUAACAAUGACUGGUGGAUAGGAAGGCUCGUGAAAGAGGGCUGUGAGAUUGGUUUCAUCCCAAGCCCACUCAGAUUGGAGAAUAUAAGGAUUCAGCAGGAACAGAAAAGAGGACGUUUUCAUGGAGGGAAAUCAAGUGGAAAUUCUUCUUCAAGUCUUGGAGAAAUGGUAUCAGGGACAUUUCGAGCAACUCCCACAUCAACAGCAAAACAGAAGCAAAAAGUGACGGAACACAUUCCUCCUUAUGAUGUUGUGCCAUCAAUGCGUCCAGUGGUGUUAGUGGGGCCGUCACUGAAAGGUUAUGAGGUAACAGACAUGAUGCAGAAAGCCCUCUUUGAUUUCCUGAAGCACAGGUUUGAUGGGAGGAUAUCAAUAACGAGAGUGACAGCUGACAUUUCUCUUGCUAAGAGGUCUGUCCUAAAUAAUCCCAGCAAGAGAGCAAUAAUUGAACGUUCGAACACCCGGUCCAGUUUAGCGGAAGUACAAAGUGAAAUUGAAAGAAUCUUUGAAUUGGCGAGAUCUUUGCAACUAGUUGUUCUUGAUGCUGACACCAUCAAUCACCCAGCACAGCUGAUAAAGACCUCCUUAGCACCAAUUAUUGUUCAUGUCAAAGUCUCAUCCCCAAAGGUUUUACAGCGGUUGAUUAAAUCUAGAGGAAAAUCCCAAAGUAAACACUUGAAUGUGCAAUUGGUGGCAGCUGAUAAACUUGCACAAUGCCCUCCUGAAAUGUUUGAUGUUAUAUUAGAUGAGAAUCAGCUCGAGGAUGCGUGUGAACAUCUGGGAGAAUACCUUGAGGCGUACUGGCGUGCUACGCACACCACCAGCAGCACCCCCAUGACCCCACUGCUGGGGAGGAAUUUGGGCUCCACUGCACUCUCACCAUAUCCCACUGCAAUUUCUGGGUUACAGAGUCAGCGAAUGAGGCACAGCAACCACUCCACAGAGAACUCUCCAAUUGAAAGACGAAGUCUAAUGACCUCUGAUGAAAAUUAUCACAAUGAGAGGGCUCGGAAGAGUAGGAACCGCUUGUCUUCCAGUUCCCAGCAUAGCCGAGAUCAUUACCCUCUUGUGGAAGAAGACUACCCUGACUCAUACCAGGACACUUACAAACCCCAUAGGAACCGAGGCUCGCCUGGGGGAUACAGCCAUGACUCCCGACAUAGGCUUUGAGGCUGCCAACACAAAAAAUAAAAAAUAUUCAUCUGUUGACUAUUUGCCAUAGCGUUGCUAGGAUAAACCAACAUUUUAACUUGGCAAGCAUAGCACAGUACUUACUGUGCUUGUGGGCUACUGUCUUUUGAUGCUAUGUAAGGGGCAAAAAAAUGUACAUUAUGCCCUUGAAUCUAGAUGGAUAUUAGAUGCUCAAUCAUAUAGAUAUUUUUAAGUGCAACAUUUACAUGAUAACAGUACCUUUUGUUUUCUUCAUAGAUUAAGACACGUCAAUUUGUAGUCUAGGGUACUUAUCAAGGCACAUAUAAAAUAAUUUCCCAUGCUGGAAAUUCCAAAUGACCAGUUCCAGUUGGAACCAAUUUAUAAACCAAUUCCUGUUGGAAUUUGGGUGAAUUGACUAGAAAGUCUACUUGAGCAUGUUGCAAUCAAUUAAAAAAAUUGGGAAAAAACCUAAUUAAUAAGAAAAUCAAGAUAAAAAUAGAAGCCAAAACCAGCUCUGGUAUUUAUUUGCUGGAAGCUAAAUUUACACUUAAAAGUUGGAUGUGUAAACAUUUUAAUAUAUGUUAAUGUUGCCAGAAUGGCUUUUCAAACUUACCAAAUGUAUUGAUAGUGCCAAAAAAAUUUCAGAAAUCUUAAUGCAAAAAUUAUUAUAUAAUCUCUUCUGAUUUUAAUAUUUUUAUUUUUUUCCUGGCACAGCUGUUGUAGUCAAAGUGUUUUGCUUUCUGUUCAGUCUGUACCGUUAGCGUGUUUUGAAGUUGGCAAAAAAAGAAAAGGAAAGAAUAAAAACUUCAAAAAUUUUAGUUGUUAAAAGAGAAUAGUAAUGAGAAGGCCAAGAAUAGCCGAUUAGAAGAAAUUUAAAAUGAGGUGUUGUUUCUUCUUUAAUGCACAUGAGCACAACUGCACAUAUCCAGGGGUGUGAAGUCAGAUAGCAAGGGUGUUGUAUAGAUCCUCCUGAGUGUAAAGCUAAACCUCUCCAGAUGGGAGUUCAUCUACCCACUUAACACACAUGCAAGGUCAGUAUUUCCUGCCAGCACAACUGGGAAUCUUUCCAUUGCUUCCCUCAGUCUCUGUCUUUGAAUAUCUAAAUAUUCUAGCCCAUUACUAAAGUUUUUAAAAAUCAUGCUAAAGAUUUUUGUUUUCCAUGGUAACAUUCAAAUUAGAUGUUGAAAGCUAUGUUAUUUUACAAAAUGAUUAAUGGGAAAAAUUCAAAUAAAUGAUGAAUUUAAAAACUUGCAGUUAAGGGACUGGGGAUUUAGCUAAGCGCCUGCCUUGCAAGUGUGCAGUCGUGAGUUUGAUCCCCGGUACCAACAAAAAUUUGCAGGUAAAAAAUCAUAGAUUCAGAAUACGUCUGUUCACUAAAAUUACAGCAUUCUUAUUGAAAAAUUAUGAAGAUUUUAGAGAUUGAGCUGACUUUUAUCUAAUAAACACUGCUCAUUGCUUACCAACAGUUCAGUUUUUUCAGUGACUGUAAUUAUGAAUUGGUGGCCUCUGUCUUACAUUAUCAAGGGUUCUUUAGAUUUAUUAUGGUCCAAAAAUUUAUUGAAAUUGAUCCUUUUAUAUAAUACAAAAUGUAUUUAUGAAAGAUUCUUGUUUCUAAAAUUCUACAAUCCAUUCAUGUUCUAAAACCUAAAUAGGAUGAGACAUAAAAGAUUUUUUUUACAUCUCAUGAAGCUGAUUUUUGAAAACAGAAAUAAUUAAUUUUGAGGCUGGGGUGUAACUCAGUGGUGGAGUGAUGACAUGGCAUGUUUGUAGGCCCUGAGUUCCAUCCCCAGCAUCCCCCCCAAAAACCUUGAAUAAUUAAUUUUGUAUUAUCUUAUGUUUCCCCAAGUUCUUCAAUAUUCAGUCAUGAAGUAUGCACUAGUUUCUGUUAUUUUCUUGAUUAAGAAAAUGUCUCAUAUUAUUAUUUAUACAUACCUUAGACCCUGUCAUAACCUCAUGACAUGCCAUCCCCUCAUCUUGGCUUGAAUCUUUAGCUGAUAAUGAGGAUUCCUAUAACUCUAUUCAUCAUCUCAAACAUUUGGUGCAAUUAAAUAGGGGCUUAGUAAAUUUUAAAAGUUAAACUUCACACUGGCUUGGGAAAUUCUUUUGUCAUCUAGUGAAACAUAAAGAACUUUCAGUUAAAACAUUUAAAAGAACUGUAUCCAUUAGGCUGUUUAAUAAACACCUAACCUGCCAUCACUGAAUACUUUGUUAAAACACAGAAGCACUUUUUCCAGCAAACAAAAAUAUACUUAUUACAUGUACAGCACAUAUUUGCAUGAGAAAGAAAACAUUAGCCAAAACAUUCUUCUAUAUGCUUUACUGGUUUCUUGUUUGUGCGCAUUAAAUUAUUUAAUUGCAGAGUGCACCAAGGUGUAUAAAUUUAGACUAGACAGCCGUUCAGCUUUUUCUGUAGUAGCAUUAGCAAUUUGGUCAUUUAACUAUUUUAAGAUAUUUACAUUUUAUGGCAGGUAGCUGAGACAGCAUUUACAUAUAUUAAAAAGAUUACCAUUUUUUUAACUUUUAAAAAACCACUUGUUUUUAAAGAUCUCUCAAAACUUGUUUCUAGCCUUCCAUGUCAUGAUGAAAGAUGGAGGCCCAUUCAAUAUCUGUGCAUAAAACCAAUCCAUCAUUUAUCAUCAAAUGUGCAUACUUGUUUUGCUUUGCAUUUUUUAUCCAAAGGCUAACAAUCUUGGAAAGGGUAUAAUGUAUAUUUUCUUGAUGAAUAUAUUUAAAAUAUCACUUUAAUUUGGAAUAUUCUCUCAACUUCUAUUAUAUGUUUAUCUUCUCCAAAUGAAUGAGAUAUGCAUCGUCCUUUCUUUUAAAGCCUUAGAAAUAUAUUGUGUAAAUGAUACUACAAUCCAAGUAUAUAAUAAAAAGUUUUAUUUUUGUCAAGCAUACCAAGCACCUUUGGAAAAUGCAUAUUCCACAAAUACUUUCUUUUUUAUUGAUGUCAUUUAAAAUAGAAAAUUAUUACAAGCAAGAAAAAGGAGUCAUAAUAUUUUGAGGCUGUUUGAACUGGUAGUGUAAACCAUAUACUAGAAUUCUGUAAUUUCAGUCAGCAUACUUAUAACAAUGUAGACUCAUGUGACAAUAUGCAAAUACAGUCCUGAAAAGAAAAGGAAUGCAGUUUGUCUCUUCUGAUGUCAAUUCUCAUGGAUAAAAUAUGACUCCAAUAUUAUAAUCAACAGUGUUAUCUUGUUUACUACAGUGUUUAAAGCAACACUUGGAAAUGUUUAUAAAUGACUGAUGAGUCUGUCUUAUCUUUAUAUAGUUCUUUCAGAAAGAAGAUUGAAAUUGUUAACAAUUUAGACUAAUGGUCUUUCCUAAUAAGAGUCUUAAUUUUGUGACUAUACAAGUCAUUACAUUUCAUCCUUAAUGGAAUGAAUUUUUUAAAUGUGAAACAAAUUCUGAGAAAAUUAUGUGUUCCCUUUAAAUAAUUUGUUAUUUACUCAAAUUAUUAUUGUUGUUUGCAAAAUGUAUUUUUGAAAUGUUAACCUCUUUUCAUACCUGCAUACUUGAACUUGUCUUUUGUGUGGGGGCCUUAAAAUUUCUAAUAGAAAGCGGGGCAGUGAAAGUGAGUGAGGGAGAGAAAUCUUGGCAAAAGAUGAUUUACAAAGAGUAAAGACUUUAAACCAACAUAUCACAAAUAUUAUUGAGAUCCAGGAUGUAAAUGAAAAGUGUUUCUAGGCAACCUUAAUUUGCAUGCUAAAGUAUUUUCUUGGUUGUACAAUUUUACUUUGGUAUUUGUUUGAAAAGCAAAACCAACAUAAUAUCACUAUAGAAAUUGCCCUGUAUGGAUAUUUAUACUACCUCUUCGCUAGAGAAGACAGUCUUGUCUUUAAAGGGAAAAGUACUUGUCAAGAACUAGUGAUCAAAUUUCUUACUAUUACUGCUAACCUUGCUGCAAAGCUAAAUGCAUAAUGUGUUGAAAUAGCUUUCUCUUUAGAUUUUAACCUGCUUUCCAAAAUGCUUUUGUCACCCUUUUUUCUUUAUGUGAGUCAAGUUUUCUUUGAAUUGGUUCACAUUUAUUGUGAGGCAUGGUAAAUUUAACAAGUCAUCAUAGGGAACAAAACAAACUGCAAAAGAAUUUACCUUUUAUACACCGGUUAUGUCUAUAAGAGAAAGGUCCAGAGACUUAACACAGUUGGUUUGCAAAUUCAAAUUUUGUUGAUCCUUGACUUGUGUAGACAUCAAGAGCACAGCUUAGCUACUUUCUGGUUAAGAAUGUGUGUUAGCUUGGACAUGUAACUGGAACAAACUUCAUAUCAAUAUUUUGAAUAAAUACUUAACCCUUAUUCUUUUUAUAUCUCUGCCUUUGUCUUUCAUGACAAUGUUGCAUGUUGAUUUUUUAAUUAUAUAAAACUCACCCGAGAAUGAAUGAAAACUUUAUAGGAAAUUAUGUAAUGAAUCUGUUUCCUUAGUUCCCUAUAUCUUUAAAUACUGUCAGUACUGUAACAUACUUAUUUGGGCUGUGUCUAUGCUGCAGAAAACAAUCCUUUUUAAAAUGAUAAUCAUGAUCAAAUCAAUCAGUAUAGGAACUAUAAGAAUGACUUUUUUCUUGUUGCUAAUCACAUUAGUCAAAACAGUGAAGUUGGUUUACAUGGACAGACAGAGCUUCAGCAUUCAAAAAUUAUUUUAGAAGUUUCUUUUUUAAUUAAUGGGUCCUUCAAUGAAAUACAUCCUCUGAUAGCAGUCAUCUCUGUCUAGUUGUGGAUGAUUUAAUCCCAAAUGCUGCAUGUAAUUGAGGUAUAUUUUGAGAAGAUUAGAAAGUGUCUCAUAGAUAAUCUUAAGGGCUGUAACUUCCACUUGCCAUGAAAAACAUAUAAAUAAGAAUGAAUAGUACUGACUUUUGGGAAGUCAGUUUAAUGUAAAACUUUCUUUUGGUUCUUUUGAUGGAUGUAAAAAGAAUGUGUGCAGAAAGAUGGUAGAAUAUGUUAUGAAUGAAUUUAAAGUGGUUUGAGGAAGGCACUGAUGCUUCCUCAUUUGAAAAUUAUAAGGAGUUAAAAAGAACUAUCUAAGAAGUAAAAGUGGCGGGCCUCUAUCUUUUCAAUAUUAAGUGUUCUUGGUUAUGUGUUGAACACUUAAAUUUCUCAACAAAUGGCUAUGUCUCAUAUAUGUAGGGGCCUCUCUUGCCCUACUUGCAUGCCACUUUCACACACUUUUAAUUGAAAUCAGUGUGAAUUCUGUAUGCAUAAUGGAUGUAUUAAAGAUGUGGGAUCAUUGAUACUAUAUUGUUGCAUACUAUUUUUCAUAUGCCUUACAAUAUUUUCUGGGACAUUAUUAAAAUGAAAGCAUUUUAUUGCCAAAAUAAAUCUAUGUUGUUACUUCUGCAUUAGCAGUAGAAAAAUAAUGUAGCAAAAAUAUAUACUGUACAGUACAAAAUAAUAAAAUAUAUAUAUUUUGCCAAUAAUAUGAAUAGAUUGAGGAGAAAGAAGCACAUUUCUUAUAGCACAAACUUACAACAAAACCCACUGUUAAAUUUGGCAGUUCUGUUUUUUAAAAGUAUAUAGAUUUAGUUCUAUUUAUUUCAUCUACCAUCUUUUUAACUUGCUGCUUGAUACUUUUCCAGCAAUUUGUUUCAUAGCCUUGCAAUCUGUGGAUGUAAUUCUUAUUUUGCUCCUGUCCAUAAAACUUAUUAAAUUUUAUUUUGUGAUAAGACUCAUACUAUAUUUUCUGUUCUUAUUUCUUCUCCUUCCACAACAACUACAAAAUGUCACAGCAAAUGCACUUAUAGGGCUGUUCUGAAUUUUAUGUUUUUCAUAGCCUCAAGUUAGAAUGACCAGUAAAGGUGUCCCAUUAAAAAAAAUUAAAGAUUCUUUAAUUUGUUUUGUAUGAAACACUAUUUUAGAACAUUCAGUUAAAGCCAUUAGCUUUGCUUUAGAAGGGUUGGUGGGAGGGAAUAAAAAUAAAGUUAAUAUAAAACAUACUAAAAUAAAUAUGUCAAAAAUGAUGUAAAAAGAUUUCUCUACAAUUCAGAGGGCUGUUGAUACCCCUGACUAUUACUGUAUCUGCAGUGAUAAUAUGAGGGAAAAAAUGCCUUUGUCAAAUUUUUUCUUUCUUUAAAUUUUAGUUAUUUAUUUUGAUAAUUUAGCCCCCUUUUAUUUUUUAUAUAGGUCUGUGUAUCAUUCUACAAGGCAUGCUGGGUAAAAUAUACUAUGCAAAUGUGUACAGUGCUGCAUGUUUUGUUCUCCUUUUGCUUUAGUGGCUUUAAAGGAAAAAAUGUGGUGUUAUUUUUGUGAACAAAGACAUUUAACAAAGAAAAUGCAGAGUGCAUGCAUAUAGUAUCCUAAUUUCUAUGGAUUUGUUUUAUGGAAUUUAAAUGUAUACAAAACUGCAUUAAUUUUUUUCUUUUAUAUAAUAAAUGACUGAAACCAG
Messenger RNA from Cavia porcellus (domestic guinea pig), 8226 nucleotides. RefSeq names its product calcium voltage-gated channel auxiliary subunit beta 4 (gene Cacnb4). The transcript is spliced from 14 exons. Gene Ontology annotation, molecular function: voltage-gated calcium channel activity; protein binding. Lineage: Eukaryota; Metazoa; Chordata; Mammalia; Rodentia; Caviidae. Bases 448 to 1869 code for a protein of 473 amino acids. Gene Ontology annotation, biological process: calcium ion transmembrane transport. Gene Ontology annotation, cellular component: voltage-gated calcium channel complex. The record is from RefSeq and is a predicted model, not a curated record.